Messenger RNA from Beta vulgaris subsp. vulgaris (sugar beet), 1629 nucleotides. RefSeq names its product biotin synthase, mitochondrial. The transcript is spliced from 6 exons. The record is from RefSeq and is a predicted model, not a curated record. Gene Ontology annotation, biological process: biotin biosynthetic process. NCBI's taxonomy places the organism in Eukaryota, Viridiplantae, Streptophyta, Magnoliopsida, Caryophyllales, Amaranthaceae. Gene Ontology annotation, cellular component: mitochondrion. The coding region runs from base 238 to 1368 and encodes 376 amino acids. Gene Ontology annotation, molecular function: biotin synthase activity; 2 iron, 2 sulfur cluster binding.
AUUCCUACCUACUUAUCCACCCACCCCAAAUCCCCAAGACCCCAACUACUAUCACUAUAGUAAUAUCAGAGUAGGCUAACUACCUUCUUUCUUCGCAAUCUCCUCUCACUCUUUCACCAUUGUUCACAUUUUCCCUCAAACUUUAAACCACAUUGCUACAUUGUACAAUACAAAUUUAAAUCUUUAAUAUUUACUAUACAACUUUGUUGUUUUUUGGGUGUAUAGGCGGAAAAAACAAUGUUGUAUAUGAGAUCCAUACGCCACACUGUAAAACCUCAGAUUCUGGGGUUCCAUUGUUGUUGGUAUUCUUCUUCAUCAUCUGCAUCUGCUGCUGCAAUUGAAGCUGAACGAACUAUUAAAGAUGGGCCCCGCCAUGAUUGGACUCGCCAAGAGAUUAAAUCCAUCUAUGAUUCUCCUGUUUUAGACAUUCUCUUUCAUGGGGCCCAAGUUCAUAGACACGCUCACAACUUUAGAGAAGUUCAACAAUGCACUCUUCUCUCUAUUAAGACUGGAGGCUGCAGUGAGGAUUGUUCAUAUUGUCCCCAGUCUUCUCGAUAUGGCACUGGAGUAAAGGCUCAAAGGCUUAUGAACAAGGACUCAGUCAUAGAGUCAGCAAAAAAGGCAAAAGAGGCUGGAAGUACACGAUUUUGCAUGGGUGCUGCUUGGAGGGACACCGUAGGGCGGAAGACUAACUUCAACCAAAUUCUAGAUUAUGUAAAAGAAAUAAGGGAAAUGGGCAUGGAGGUCUGCUGCACCUUGGGCAUGCUGGAGAAGCAGCAGGCACAGGAUUUGAAGAAGGCAGGUCUUACAGCAUACAAUCAUAAUCUUGAUACCUCAAGAGAGUUUUACCCAAAUAUUAUUACAACUCGUUCUUAUGAUGAGCGACUGCAAACCCUCGAGUUUGUACGUGAUGCCGGGAUCAAUGUUUGCUGUGGAGGAAUAAUAGGACUUGGAGAAACAGCUGACGAUCGAGUAGGUUUGCUACAUACGCUGGCUACUUUGCCUUCACACCCAGAGAGUGUUCCAAUUAAUGCACUUGUUGCUGUAAAAGGCACUCCUCUUGAAGAUCAGAAGCCAGUUGAAAUAUGGGAGAUGAUCAGGAUGAUAGGAACAGCUCGCAUAGUGAUGCCAAGUGCAAUGGUGAGGCUAUCAGCUGGGAGGAUCCGAUUCUCGAUUCCCGAGCAAGCAUUGUGUUUUCUUGCUGGCGCAAAUUCCAUCUUCACUGGUGAGAAGCUGUUAACCACUGCUAAUAACGACUUCGAUGCUGAUCAACGCAUGUUCGAGGUUCUUGGUUUAAUUCCUAAACCUCCUAGUGUAGAUGAUUCAGAAGCAGAUGAUUGCGAGGUAGUUGCAUCUAGUUCAGGUUAAGAGUCCUUCUGAUGCCUUUAGUUUGUGGGGGGUACUGCUUGGCUUUUGUGGUUGAGUUGAUUAUACCUUCACAUCAUUACUUUUAUUUUCCACCCUUUUUCUUAGUAAGGUAGAUUUUUGAUUCAUAGAACUGAUUCGAAUGUAUUGAUUCAUUCCUUGCAAAUACAAAAUUCGGAAAGAAAGUCUCUGAUCCUAAUAUUUGUGAAAAACAAGGGUGUUGGGAAAAUGCUAUAUGAAUCAGAAUGUGCGUUAUAGACUAUA